UUUUGUUUCAUAGCUUGCUAUACUUUAUUUUGUCGCUUUUUUACCAUAAGUAACGCUGUGUUGCUGCGCUACGUUUCCUCCUGUUACGUCUUGUGUUAAUAGAAAUUAAUUAGAUAAGUCUUCAGUUUGGUAGUAAAAGCAGCUAACCUGUUAGCUAGCUAGCUUGCUAGGGUAACAGCAGCUAACGUUAGCGACAGUCAUCGAAGAUAUCGUGAAUAUAUCAGCGAUAGUUAAACUAGAAAUCGGGACUGCCUAACGUAUCCUGAUGCAUCUCGAUGGAGGACUAUGACAAGUUUGUGCAGCAUCGUCUCUCCCAUCUGAGGCAAAGUGAGAGGCAACACAACAAAACCCCCCCAGCAUCCUCUCUCAUCCUCUUCUAUGGACGACCCGUCCUUCCUCCUCUGCUGUCAGCGGAGCAGAGGAAGGAGAUGCGGCAGCACCGAGAUGCAGCACAGGAAGCGGCUGUCUGCAGAAAACUGAAGCAUGAUUCAAGAGUGGCCUUUGUGCAAACUAUCCUGGACAGUGUUCAGCUGAGGAAGAUGCCAACACUGGAGGAGUUGCUUCAAGAGUCAGAGAUGAACACAAAAUCUUCAUAUUCCCAUGACACCAGCGGUGGAUCAGUGUCGAAGAGCAAUUUUCUCAUUGGAACAAAGGAUAGUCUUUCACUCCCACCAUCACCUGAAAGGACAGAAAAGGAUGGUGUUUCUUUUACUCCGUUUACAUCAACCACAUAUAGUGCCUUUUCUGCCCCUGAUGCCAUACCUCAGCAGAGUUACCAGGAAGGAUGCCUUAAUGGACAACUUUACAAGCAACAGGGAUCACAGUCCCCUAAUGGUGCGAGCCACCAGUCGUUAUCUUCAGGUUACAUAACGUACGAGAAUGUUGAAAACACCACCAGCGUCUCUGGAAGAGUCGAUGCAGAGAUAGAGAGCCUUAACUUUGGCUCCUCAUAUAAUAUGAGCGGCUUUUUCCUUCACAACACCUCAAACACAAUCGCCAAGAUGCCAGAUAUUAUUAGCCACCCUCCCAUAGAUGGAGAUGAGUUGGAAAGGAGCGGACUGGAAACAUCGUUUUGCAGUAACUUUAUAGAAGUAAAAGACAUCUGUUGCACUUCACUCCAAAAUGAUUCAGUCACGUGUGACCAUUUAGAGAAAUCCGAAAGCACUCAUCGAGACAGCACAGAGGGUGGAGAUAACCUUUCCUUUUCCACAGUACUUGACCUUGAUGAAGAGCACAGUUUGGACAGAAUUGAGGGCUCAGCCUCUUCAUUACAAAACAGUGGCUGCUCAGACAAUCCAGAGUUAUCACAGACGUCAAGCACUCAUCACAGUCCAACAACAGAGCUGCAUAUUCAGCACGACCCCACAGAUCCAGAACCAGCAGACAGCAGUGAAGACCAAGCAAAGCCAUCUGAGGAGCCCUAUCGUCUAAGCCUCCAGGCUUUGCUGAAGAAAUCUCAGGAGUAUCGGCGGCGCCAGCGAAUGAUUAGGAACCAAGCCAAAAACACUAAAAUUCCAGAGAGAGCAAGGGUAGAGGAGCAGAGCCUCUCUGAUAAGGAGAAUGACGAGUUCCCUCACAAGGGGACGGUGACCACAGAGGGGAGGAAGACUAAGGAGAGAAAAGGCAUUUUUAUUCCGCCUGUGAAAACGUCGAAGAAAUCCUGGGAAAAUGAGAGGAGGGUUGAGAGUGAGAUUUUUGAGGAAAAGGCGAACUCUAAGUCUGAAAGCAAAAAUUCAACAGGAGAUGAAAAUACUCAGGAAAUUACUUGUGUCAAGGAGGAAACAAUUGUCAAAAAUAAUAAGCGAAACAUUUCACAAGCGGUUAUUACAGAGCACGAGCAAAUCAGCACCUUCCCUCAGCAACAGUCAACAGAGUCCUUGCCCACUCAGGAAGCCUUUCACUUGACCAACUGUCCUGCAGCUUUUUUUAAUAAAGUAGGGAAAUAUAACACUAUCCCAGCCCCUAAUUUCUGUAAGAGUCCUGUGCGCUGCAAAAGCAAAGGCACUAUCCAAGAAGCUUUUGAUGGGGCGGAGACCUCAAAGAGGAAGGUUUUAGUCGAUACCCGUUUGAUGGAAGACCACAAGGUGGAUGAAGUUAACCUGGGACAUGGAAACAGUCCCACAGCGGCUCCUUCCAACGUGAGUCUCAUGGUUAAGGCUGACGUAACAAGUGUUUCAAUCAAGAAUUCACAGCACAUAGAUCAGCUGGAGUCCAAUCUGUCCGGUCUGAAAGUACUGAUCUCAGAUCUGGAGUCCACACUGACAAAAAAUUCAGAGGAUCGCAGCCAAACUGAGAGCAACACAGAAAGUGAGUUCAGUUUUAGAGGCAUCAAGCACUCCCAUCGAAGUGAUAGUGACUAUUUUGAGGACAAACCGAGAGAUUGUGAUGAAAGCAGCGAUGCAGAGCAAGACCAAAGGUACGGAGAGUGGCCGAGAAAACAAUCAGACAGUUUCCAGAAUGAGCAUGAAGAUACAGGACCUGAACCGAGCAUCAGUGACGCAGACGACGCUCCUGUCAAAGUGCAGGUGAAAGAAAGUGAGGCAGUUAACGUUAGUGAGCUCAGGCUAGUAAAAACCUUAGCUACAGAGAGAGCAAAGGAAACAGGGACGUGUGAAGGAGGACUUACAAAAAGUCAUGGACAGCAUGGCGGCUGUAGAAAGCCCUCAGCUAAAUGCCUCCUCUCUGUAACACAGCAGCUGCGAAUUCCUGACGUAUUCAGAAAUGUUCCACCUGCAACCGCCGCUGCACGGAAAGCCUCAGUGCUCUCCGAUACCAGCAACCAUUCAGCUGAAGCUAAGAACGAGACAGAAGGUCACAACUCUACCCAAUCGCCAUCUCUAAACCAGUCGUAUGAUGUGGACUCACCGUCUGGCCUGUGGCUUCACGAAAGGUCCGGGUCAGAUGCAGGCUCAAAAGGUCAUCUUGCUCAAGAGAAACAUCUGACUCCAGAGAGUGGCGGUGAGGGUCAGGGCAGAGUUUCCAGGGUUAAACGGAGACUGCUCAUGCACAUGUCAGAGGAGACACGGGAAAGGAGUGCAGAUGCCGGCAGAGGAGCAGGCUCUGCGGUCAGACCCACCUCCAGCACUCCUACAGCCGUGGUGCGGCGGUACGAAGGCCACGGCAGUGAAAAAGACAUGCAGGAACAGCUGAAACAGGCCCACGCUGCUCAGAUCAGAGCCCUGCAGGAUGAGCACCGCAGACAACAGGAAGAGCUGCUGCAGGCGUUGGCAGUACGUUACCGUCUCCUCCAGAGCGUGUCCUUCCCUUGCUCCAUGUCAAGCUCACGUCUCGGGGACACGGUGACCUUUUCUGCUCUCGCUCAGCCCUCCGGUCCACUCUCAGAGCGCUACCGCCCCCUGCUGCUGGCAGUCGCGAAAGGCUUUCUAGCUCGCAGGCUGCUGAGGACCGAGAGAGUGGCGCAGCUGGUGCGCACCAUCAGGGACACUCAUCAGUUCCUGCAGGCCCUCCAGCAGCAGAGCCCCGGCAGAGGAGAGCUCUGUAGCAGACAGGACCUUUUAUUGCAGGAGAGAGUCGCUCUGCAGCUGCGCGCCGCACGUUACGAGAUCCACGACGUAUUCUUCAGCCUGUCAGCUGGGGAGAGGAUGCAGCUGAUCGGCUGGGACAGAGAGCUGGUCAGGGAGCGAGAGCUCAGACGACAGGGCGGGCACGCAGGCCAUCCCAGACGCAAGAGCUCUCUGUCAGCUGCAACACAGAAAUCACUGGAGAGGAAGAGGGGAGUGAUGAUCCAGAAAAAAGCAGCAGAAAGACACACGGGAGUUGCCAUGAGGACCGGACACAAUAGUGGAUUCUCUGCUGAGCAGCCGCUGGAAACCAAACGAGGACAGUUCAGAGCAAAUCCUCAGAGGGUCCCCAAGAGCACUAACUCCUCCAGACCUCGAUGACACCUAUCUUAAUUGGCCCCAGUGAGGACUCCUAAUAAGGCCUCUAGCGCUCACAUAAAUAUUGUAUAACUACUUAUUUGAGAGUUUCCAAAUCCAAAUUUGACACGUAGCGUUGUCAUCAUUUUAUUUCACAUCUUGUGUGCUUUGAAUUUUUUUACACUCUACAGCAAGGUUUAAUACAGUGUUGACAGUUCCACUCCUCCACUUCAGCGUAGUUUGACAUCAAGCGGAUGCUCAGGUGGGAAUAAAACGUCAUAAAAGCUCCGUCAGUAACAGAAAUUCUUUUCCAGGUCUGCGGCCAGUAUUUUUCCACAAUCUUCACUGGUAUGAUGCUGCAGAUGUGCGUGGAACAGGUGUUGAGUUGGCAAAAAAACACCCAGUCUGGCGUCUUUUAGCUGAAGAAGCUCUGUGCAAUGCACCUCAUAGAUGCUAUGUUUAUGACUCACAGCAGACGUGUCAUCUCAUAGCAGAAAAAGAACAGGUGAAAUAAAUAAGGCUCUGUUUCAUUUGGAUCAUAAUGUUGAGGCCAUAAGGUGGAUGUUACGAGAUCAUUAGCGCAGGUAAGCAGCAAAAAUAUACACAGUGCAUGCAAAACAAAUAGCCUUUCUUGGGAAUUAGUUGGUCAUUUUACUUCCUGCUGCUAAAAAGUACUUAAAAAAAUCAAAGUAUUAAGGACAAGUUACUCAUUGUCCAACUGCAAGACAUUCAACCUGUGAUUAGGUGUUGCAAAGGUACAUUGCUUUGUUCUGAGGGGUAACAACUUCAGAAAUAAGCAUGUAGUCAGUCAUACUUGUGAGUCGGCAUGAACAAUGCUCCAUCCAAAUAACUCACUUAAAUGCAGCUGUGUUUAAAGUAAUUAACUGCAUCUGUGCUAUGGCUCCUGGGAAAAGGGUCUGUUAACCAAGGAAUUAGUUGUUUUGCGUGUCAUUGUUUUUUCGGUUGUCUAAUGUUAAAAUAUCUGCUUCUGAAUUAUUCCGUUCCUUCAAUAUAUGUGCCUGGUUUAUUGUCACCAAAAACAGACCAUCUCCUGUUGUAUUAGCAUCUUAAAGUCUGUUAGUAUGUUUGUAAAUGCUUCUCAUAUGCAGGAACUUUAAUAUCCAGCUCCAGAUCUUAGUGUUUUUGCAAAUACUUGAAUAGUGUGCUACUCCCAGGUGUUGCCUUAAAUAUUUUCCAAGUGUGUUUGGGAUCACUUGUCAGCCAAAACACCUGUAAACCUUUGCAUUUUUGUAUUCUUAUAGACUUUGGACCUGUUUUAUAUGUUAUUUAUUUGUAUGUGGUUGGUAAUAAAUGCUUUUUAACCCUCUGAAA
This is a messenger RNA of Plectropomus leopardus (leopard coralgrouper), 5210 nucleotides long. RefSeq names its product centriolar coiled-coil protein 110 (gene cp110). Lineage: Eukaryota; Metazoa; Chordata; Actinopteri; Perciformes; Serranidae. The record is from RefSeq and is a predicted model, not a curated record. Gene Ontology annotation, cellular component: centriole. Gene Ontology annotation, biological process: centrosome duplication; ciliary basal body organization; regulation of cytokinesis.